Paramecium tetraurelia is the source of this 895-nucleotide messenger RNA. RefSeq lists its product as uncharacterized. The transcript is spliced from 4 exons. The record is from RefSeq and is a predicted model, not a curated record. Lineage: Eukaryota; Ciliophora; Oligohymenophorea; Peniculida; Parameciidae.
AUGGAUCAAUCAUAUCCUUUAAUUAAACCAAAUCAAGAAAUUCUUAAUUAUGAACCAACUGCUGAUGAGAAAAAGACCAAAAUUGGAAAACAUACCAUUAGAAGAUUAUUUGAAGGAGAACUAGAUGAGCAAGAUAAUGCUGCCAUUAAUAAAUUUCUUGAAGAAGCAGGCCCUUUCUAAAAUCCCAUUUGGACAAGGCCAUAAAUUUUGAGAUUCUUAUAAGCCAACAAUUUCAAAAAAGAUUAGACUGUUUCAACCAUGUAACAAUAUGAAGAAUGGGUAAAAACCUUACCCAUCAACUACGAUGAACAGGUUGAAUAAUUUCUAAAAGCUGGAAUUAUUUACAUCUAAGGAAGAGAUCAUUCUUACAGACCCAUAAUUGUCUUGAAUGCAUAUAAGGUUAAUUUUAAUUCAAUGAGUCUUGAAUAAUAUCUGAGAGGAUUGACCUACUUCUUAUAAGUUGUUGUUAAUGAUAUGAUGGUACCAGGCAAAGUUGAAAAUUGGGUCAUUUUAAUUGAUCUUGAUUAUAAAGGAAUGAUUGGACUUUAGAUUAAUGCUUUAAAGUAAGUGAUGUCCUAUUUAUAAAAUAACUACAGAUCCAGAUUGUAUAGAAUGUUCAUUUUUAAUACAACUAUGAUGUUAAAUGUGACUUGGAAUAUGGCAAAAUUAUUUUUGGAGGAGAUUACUUAAUAAAAAAUAAUAUUUGUCAAAGGAGAUGUGAAAUAAUUGUUUUAAUCUGUGAACAAAGAGUAAAUUGAGGAGAAGUUUGGAGGAACUUAAACAAAUAGAGUUGAAUUCUGGCCUCCAUCAAUUGUUAGUGCAAACUUCAGAAAGAAUGCUUGAUUCUUGUGUUUUAUAUUGAGAUUUAAUGAAGAAUUAAAAAAAUUUAAAUCUU